Molecule: messenger RNA, 1117 nt
Organism: Populus trichocarpa (black cottonwood)
Lineage: Eukaryota; Viridiplantae; Streptophyta; Magnoliopsida; Malpighiales; Salicaceae
Product: ras-related protein RHN1
Exons: 7
Coding region: 342-944 (200 amino acids)
Molecular function (GO): GTP binding; GTPase activity
Source: RefSeq, a predicted model, not a curated record
UAGUCUCAUGGCUACGACUCUGCAAGACAUCAUGCUUCUGCUAUGAGCUGGUCUGGGCUGUGCCUAAUAAUGUUGUGCCUGGCACAGAAGAGAGAGAGGGAAAUAGUAAAUGGAACAACUACCAGUCAAAGCUAAACAUGUAGACUGUUUUGGAACAAACCUACCAUUCUUGUUGUUGUCUGUCUUAAAAGUUCAUUGAUAAAUCAGACAGUUGUUGCUUCUUCUUUUUUUUCUUUUGGACUGCAUAUUACCAUCUCUAGGCUAGCUAGAACUAGUAAGAUAGAAGGUGAAAUCUGGUCUUGGGUUUUAGAGAUUGAUCACAUUAAGCGUACGUAUGUCCAAUGGCAAGACCUGGCAACAAGAUCAUUCAAGCUAAGCUGGUGCUUCUGGGGGAUAUGGGAACUGGGAAAACCAGUUUGGUAUUAAGGUUUGUAAAGGGCCAGUUCUUCGAUCACCAGGAACCAACAAUAGGAGCGGCUUUUUUUACACAGAUAUUAUCAUUAACUGAAGCAACUGUGAAGUUUGAUAUUUGGGAUACAGCAGGGCAAGAAAGAUACCACAGCUUGGCUCCUAUGUACUAUCGCGGUGCAGCAGCAGCUGUUAUUGUGUAUGAUAUUUCCAGCAUGGAUACAUUUGUUAGGGCCAAAAGGUGGGUUCAAGAGCUGCAAAGACAAGGAAAUCCUAAGAUGGUUAUGGCAUUAGUAGCAAAUAAAUUGGAUUUGGACUCGAAGAGAGAGGUGCAGAAUGAGGACGGUGAGCAAUUCUCUCAAGAGAAUGGGAUGUUCUUCAUGGAAACAUCUGCAAAAACUGCACAAAAUAUUAACGAGCUUUUCUAUGAAAUAGCUAAGAGAUUGGCAAAGGCUUACCCUUCAAAGUCUACUGGGGUGAAUCUGAAUGAUGAAACCGAAAGUAGGACAAGAAAUCUAUUCUGUUGCUCUGGUUAACAUCCCUCAUCAAAGAGUCCUCCUUAAGCAAUUACUGCAAGCCCGGAAGGGAUUUGAAAAAAAUUCUUGAUAGUUCACAACUUUCUGUUUCAGUAUUUGUACAUAAGCUCUUCAAGUUGUAAGGAAGGAUAUAUUAUUUGUUUAUAAAAUUCAACUUGAGCUGUUUCAAGGCA